Durio zibethinus is the source of this 1197-nucleotide messenger RNA. Its product is annotated as F-box protein At5g07610-like. NCBI's taxonomy places the organism in Eukaryota, Viridiplantae, Streptophyta, Magnoliopsida, Malvales, Malvaceae. Gene Ontology annotation, molecular function: protein binding. The record is from RefSeq and is a predicted model, not a curated record.
AUGGUGAACUAUAGAAUGUAUAGACAAAGGAGAAGGAGGACACCGGCUGAGGAGGUUGCCAACACUGAUGACCUCUUAACAGAAAUCCUCAAACGAUUACCAACAAAAACUCUCUUACAGUACAAACUCGUUUCAAAACAAUGGCUGUCGCUUAUUUCAAGCCCCCAUUUCAGCAUUUCCCACACUCGUUUUCUCCAAAAGGAAGGCUUUCUCAAACCUUCUGCACUAUUCCUUGAUGUCAUCUAUCGACAACCACCUACGAAGUUCAUGUUCCUUCCCUUCAAUAGUGCCACCAAACAACUCCCACUUUUCGAUUUCAUGAAUGCCCCUUAUCUCAAAAUAAUGCAAUCUUGCACUGGUUUGCUUCUUUGCAUUUCAGGUUACGGUAAUCCAAGCUAUUUUAUCUGUAACCCUGUCAUCAAAAAAUUCAAGGCGAUCUCCUUUCCUAGGCAUUUAACAUUGGAUUAUCAGCUUGUUGGUGUAAAUCUUGCUUUUGACCCUCUCAAAUCACCUUAUUAUAAGAUUAUUUCUGUUUGGCAGGAAGCGUUGUUGGAAAAAGAUGAGGAAAACAAUUGCUUACGUUAUAUGUCUUCUAAUUUUUCAAUUGACAUAUACUCAUCUAAAACUGAUUCUUGGAGUGUAUCCAAAAUCAAAUUCACUUCAAAUCGUGACAUAAAAUUUGAUCAUGCUGUUUUGCUUAACGGAUCGAUCUAUUGGGAUAGUACUGAUAGAGAAUCACUGUAUUUUGAUGUCGAGAAGGAAUGUUUGAUGCCAAUGCCAAUGCCAAAGCUAAGAAGGCGUUAUAGCGGGUUUCGAUAUUUUGGGGAAUCCGGAGGCUAUUUGCAUCUUGUGGUUGGACGUAGGCCUGUUUAUUAUUUAAUAUUUCGGAUUUUUGAAAUGCUAGUUGAUCGUUCGGGCUGGUUCCCCAAGUACCGCAUUGAUCUGGAAGUUGAAAUGCUAAAGCUCAACAUUAUACCUCAUUAUGACGGUUAUGAUCUCCUUUGGUUCGCUUUUCACUCUGAUGAGGAUGGAGGAGAUUCAAUGGUUGCACUAAUUAAAUGUGGUCUAAAACUCGUUUACAAUUUCAAGGAUGAGGAAUUGAAAGUGUUGGUAGGGUGUCCCAAGGCUGAGAAAUAUCAACAUGAUUAUGAUAGAUUUCGGGGUUGUCCAUACUUUGAAACUCUCUCUUGUGUUUGA